CUAGCUAUAUAGUCAAAUUAAAGAGAUCACAAGAUGAAAGAAAUUGUGUUGAGCAUUGUUGUGGCCUUCUCACUCACCACCCACCUUGUCAUGGCAGUGCGUCCCAACUAUGGAUAUGGAGGGUUCCCUGGAAGCACACAUCUUGUUGGUCGAGAUGGAUUGUGUUUAGAGAUGUUUCCAUGGUAUGAAAAAGAUUCUUAUUUUCCAACUCGAUUAUCGCCAUGCAACGUUCAGAAGAAACAGACGCAGUUAUGGACGGUCCUCCAAGAUGGCACGAUUCGGCCCAUGAAUGAUAAAUAUUGCUUGGUUGCUUAUUACCGCGUCGGCGUACUAAAUAAUGUGGUAGUAAACGACUGUAGUAAGGAGUCAAAUCCUAACAAGAUAUGGAACCAUAAGAAGGACGGAACGGUGGUCCACGUCGAGUCAGGGAUGGUUCUGACAGGAAAAUCAGAUGCAUAUGUGACGUUGGAACCGAAUGAAAAUGUGCCAUCGCAGAGCUGGGAAGCCACGGAAAGUUUAACCCCAAUGGUGGCCAACAUCAAAUGGCUUGACAAUCUUUGUCUGCAAUCUACAGAAGAUUCGAAUCAUGUGGGAUUGGAUGGAUGUAAUAGAGAAAACAUGAAGCAAAGAUGGGCGUUGUAUGGGGAUGGAACUAUACGACACAGUGUCAAUAGAAACUAUUGCUUGACUUCUGAACAAGAUGUGGGUCGUUUUAUAGUUGUGUCCAGAUGUGAAGACAAACCACAACAACGUUGGGGGCUUAGCGCUGAAGAUAGCACUAUUAACCACCCGGCCAAUACCGACAUGGUUAUGGAUGUGUUUAUGGUGCCGACAACCCUUGUACCAGCGGUCGUUAUGGGUCACCGUGAUGGAAGUCCUAGCCAACGAUGGAUCAUUUAUUGAUGAUAUAAAUAAGGAAGACGUGAAUCCACACAAAUCCAUGCAAUGUAAACGCCUUUGUACUUCUAAACUCUAAGCACAAAUAAAUAACUGUGGAUUCAUGUGUUUAAUU
This is a messenger RNA of Benincasa hispida (wax gourd), 1012 nucleotides long. RefSeq names its product nigrin b-like. Lineage: Eukaryota; Viridiplantae; Streptophyta; Magnoliopsida; Cucurbitales; Cucurbitaceae. The record is from RefSeq and is a predicted model, not a curated record.